AACUUUUUGUUAGCCAUCGACACGGCCGACACAACGGGGCAAGACCAUCACCAUGGCACCCUCACGAGCCCCAAGUGCUCAAUUAUUACACUCAUUGAGAUCCCUCACCAUCGAAAAACCCCAUUCAGGGAUCCAAUUCCGCCGACUGACCACAUCGAGUGCGAAGCAUCAAGAUGCCGCCCAAGUCGAAAAGUCAUCCACCUCCUACUACCGCAACCCACAACCCGAAACGGUGUACGCACCCCGAUUGGAAAGGAAGCUUCUAAGAGCUGGCAUCCGACCGAUCGGAUCUCGAAGACGUCGUGCAGCAAUUGCCAACUCUCCAGGGGUUCCGUUUGAUCAACUGCCAUUCCAGUGUUUUCAGGAGGCUCGCAAGAUCUUGAUUGCCGAUCGAGAGGAAAAGUUGCAGCAGAUUGAGACUGAAAAGGCUAGGAUUGCUAGAUUGAGUGAAGUCGAUCCAAAUACUUUUCCUGGUGGUGAUGCGUACAAGCAGAGGAGGUUGAGGAGCAUGCAUACUCAACUGGAAAAAUUGAAGAUUUUGGCAGAUAUCAACGAUCCGAAUGUCAAGAAGAGAUUUGAAGAUGGAAAAGGCGACAUGAAUAAACCCAUCUACAGACAUCUCGCCCGCAAAAAAUGGGAGGCAUACCCACGAAAGGUCCUGGUGCAGAGAAUCACACAACUCAAGGUUGUGCCGGACGUCGUCCCAUCUCUCGACCCCGAUGUUGAUGUCAAAAUCUCAUUUGGCAAGCGUUCAGUACCUCCUGGAGAAUUUGUCGAUGCCGCCAUCAGCGAACGUGCACCUCAAUUGAAUCUGCAGAUGUUUGAAAAGGGAGAGAAACUCGUCACCAUCGCGGUCGUCGACCCUGACAUUCCCAACCUGGAGACCAACGCCUUUGAUUCUCGAUGUUACUACCUGGCAUUCAACAUUCCCCUCUCAGCAAGCCAACCUUUCGUGGACCUGGGCAAGCUUUCGCCAGAUUCCCAAGUUCUUCUCCCCUGGAUACCACCAUAUGCCCAGAAGGGCAGUCCAUACCACCGAUUGUCGAUCGUCGUGCUGCAACAAAAGGACAACAUCCCAGUGGAUCUUGAGGUGGCUGCCAAAAAGGCUGAACGAGACGGGUUCAGCGUUCGUAAUCUCAUGAGUCGACAUUUGUUGACUCCCAUCACUGCCUCGCUGUUCCGCGCCAUUUGGGACGAUACCACAGCUGGCGUGAUGCAGAGAGCUGGAAUCGAGGGAAGUGAUGUUGAGUUGAAGAGGAAGAAGGUGGAGCCCCUGCCUUAUAAGAGACGAAACCCGUCGACCUUUAGAUAGACGACUGAGGAGGAGGGUGUUGUCCAUCGUGUACAAAAUAACAGACCACUGUAAUUCCUUUCCAGUGUUGU
Messenger RNA from Exophiala mesophila, 1383 nucleotides. RefSeq lists its product as uncharacterized. The transcript is spliced from 2 exons. NCBI's taxonomy places the organism in Eukaryota, Fungi, Ascomycota, Eurotiomycetes, Chaetothyriales, Herpotrichiellaceae. Bases 53 to 1312 code for a protein of 419 amino acids. The record is from RefSeq and is a predicted model, not a curated record.